CGUCCCAUUGCCAGCGAUUUGCGUUUUGCCUAGCCGAACGGGGAUGGCUUCCAUUUUAACGCCUCCUAGCCACCUCCAUUUCGUAUCGUUUCAGACUUGGUUCGUCGGCUACGAGGUUUUAGCUCGACUGUCUUUUUCCGAAAAUGCUACGAAAAAUGAGCGCAGGCAAAGGAUCCCAUGGAACCAUGGAUGGUUUGGGCAAAAGCAACGGAAUGCGCAAUUUCGGGCCAGACGGUGAUCGCAGUUCCCCGCUGGCGAAUGGCUAUUAUGGCAGUUUCAAGAACUCAGGUCUGAAUGGACACACCUUCGGACCGGCGUCUCCCAUGGCUAACGGGUUGCCCAAUGGAAAACCAGUGACAAGUUCAGAUUUUGACGAUACGGCCAGCGACGGCACGACGGAGCAUGAUCUGGCCCGGCGCAUGAUGGAGCUGACGGUGGAGGACGACGAUACGGACUUCUUCAAAUCUGUCAAAGCGGAGCAUGCUUGCAGUUACUGCGGAUUGAGUGAUCCCUGUGCGGUGGCCUGCUGCAUGACAUGUAAAAAGUGGUUCUGCAAUGGACGCGGCCUGAUCCAGGGAAGCCACAUCGUCCAUCACAUGGUGCGUUCCAAACACUUUGAAAUCCAAUUGCACAAAGACGCCCUGGGCGACACCUGUCUGGAAUGCUACAACUGCGGCAACAAAAACUCGCUAGUGCUGGGCUUCAUUCCCGCCAAAUCGGAGAGCCUGGUGGUGCUGUUGUGCCGCAAUCCGUGCGCCAGUGCGGCUAAUUUGAAGGACAGCACGUGGGGCGACGCCAACAUGUGGAAGGCGGUGAUUGAGAAUCGGCAGUUUGCCAAGUGGAUGUUGCGUCAACCCAGUGAUCAGGAGAUGAUCCGACAGCGGCAGAUCAACGCGCAGCAGCUGCUUAAGCUGGAGGACAUGUGGAAGACUAAUCCGGAAGCCACCGUGGACGAUUUGGAGCAGCAGCUGCCGGAGGCGAAAUUGCCGGAAAUAGUCAUCCGCUACGAAGACGCCUACCACUACCAGCGAAUUUUCCUCCCGCUGAUCCGACAGGAAGCCGACACCGAUCGCAUGCUAAAGGAAUCCCAGGUGUACGAGAGCGUGAUUGUCCGCUGGGACACCGGUCUGAAUAAACGCCAGAUUGCCUACUUUGUGCUGCCCCGUGUGGACUGUGACGCCAAGAUUAUGCCAGGGGAUGAACUGCGUCUCAGCUCCAUGGAUCACGGUUGGGAUGCCGUCGGGAAUGUGCUGAAGAUUGCCGACAAUCUGGGCGAUGAGUUUUCGCUGCAGUUGAAGUUGGGCACAAAGAAUAUCCCCCUGGAUAUGACGGUCGGCUUCCGCGUGGAGUGUGUGUGGAAAUCCACGUCUUUUGACCGGAUGAAGAAUGCCCUGACGACGUUUGCCAUUGAUUCGACUUGUAUGAGUCAUUACAUAUACAGUACACUAUUGGGCUAUCCCAUGAGGGAGACGAAUAGUAAUCGCCCGGUAACACUGCCGCGGAGGAUCACUGCGCCUAAUCUGCCGGAGCUGAAUGCUUCCCAGGUGUCAGCAGUGCGGAUUGCCAUCGGCUCGCAGAUUAGCUUGAUCCAAGGCCCGCCAGGUACAGGUAAAACUGUCACCUCAGCAACACUAGUGUACCAUCUGGUAAAAGCCACCCGUGCCAAGGUGUUGGUCUGCGCACCCAGUAAUAUUGCGGUGGACCAACUAACGGAAAAGAUCCACAAGACCGGUCUGAAAGUGGUGCGCGUCUACUCCAAGAGCCGCGAAGUGGUGGAAUCGCCCGUGCAGUUCCUGUCGCUUCAUCUGCAGAUGCUGACGAAUCCCGAACUGAAGAAAUUGCAGCUGCUCAAGGGAGAGACCGGAGAAUUGUCGGAUAAGGAUGAGCGACGGUAUCGAUCACUGCGCGUCCAGGUCGAGCAAGAGCUGCUCAACGGAGCGGAUGUAGUAUGUACGACGUGUGUGGGCGCUGGAGAUCCACGAAUUGGCCGGAUGAAAUUCAAAGUGGUGCUGAUCGAUGAAAGCACACAGGCUAUUGAGCCGGAAUGCCUGAUUCCCAUUGUGAUGGGCUGUAAACAGUUGGUGUUGGUGGGGGACCAUUGCCAACUGGGUCCGGUGGUGAUGUCGAAGGAUGUAGCCGCCGCCGGAUUGAGCUCUUCCAUGUUCGAGCGGUUGAUCGCGCUGGGUCUGCGAGCCCACCGUCUACAAGUGCAGUAC
Paramacrobiotus metropolitanus is the source of this 2216-nucleotide messenger RNA. RefSeq names its product regulator of nonsense transcripts 1-like. Gene Ontology annotation, molecular function: zinc ion binding; DNA binding; RNA binding. Gene Ontology annotation, biological process: nuclear-transcribed mRNA catabolic process, nonsense-mediated decay. Gene Ontology annotation, cellular component: cytoplasm. NCBI's taxonomy places the organism in Eukaryota, Metazoa, Tardigrada, Eutardigrada, Parachela, Macrobiotidae. The record is from RefSeq and is a predicted model, not a curated record.